AUGAGCUCGCUGGACGACGAGAAGACGCCGCUCGUGGGCGCCGCGGGCGCCGCGCGCAGCUACCAGGGCGGCGCAGAGGCCCCUCGCUCGGCGCACGCGAGUCCGCUGCUGUCCGGGCUGUCCAGCGGCGACGCCGCCGCGGCCACGUCCCCGAGCCGCCCCAAGGCGCGCGUGCGCGUGGGGCUGGACGCCGCCGUGCUGGACAACCAGAAGAAGUGGAAGCGGCUCACGGACAUCGACGACGACAACAGCACGGCCAAGAGCAUGGCCAGCGAGGUGCAGCUCGAGUUCAUGAAGCACCGGCAGCAGCUCGCGCACGAGCAGAAGCGCCGCAUGGGCUCGGGCAUCCCCACGUACCACUUCGACUCGCCCGAGCACGCCGAGGAGGACGAGGCCGCCGCCGCCUCCGAGCAGGACCCGAUCCUGGCGGCCAAGGACUACGGCACGGCGCUCGAGGAGGACCGGUACCUCAUCGCCGCGGCCUUCAUCAAGGACGGCGUGCACGGCCGCAAGAUCGGCUACCGACUGGACCGCGACGCGCUCUUCCUGAACGAGCUGUUCCACUCCGAGUCGUACAGACUCGUGUACAUCCUCGUGGUGGCCAUCAUGUGCUCGCUGGCCUUCGUGGAGAACCCCGGGGACGAGGACAUCAACACGUACCUGCUCGUGGACCUGCUGUGCCUCUUCGUGUUCGGCGUCGACCUGGCCAUCCGCUGGUACAUGAGCUCCGUGGAGACCCAGCACAAGUACAUCUCGAGGCAGCCCUGGGCGGUGGUGAGGAUGAUCCUGCUGCUCAUCACGUGCGCCGACCUGCUGGUGAACCUGCUCUUCCCGACCAUCAACCCGUACCGGUACUCGCGCGCGCUAAGGCCGUUCUUCUUCAUCGCGAGGGGCAGAAACAUCCGCAUCAUCUUCAGCAGCUUCCUGCACGCACUGAGGGAGGUGCUGAUUGUGCUGGGGCUGAGCUUCUGCUUCAUCGCCUUUUUCGGACUCGUCGGAUACCUCGUCUUCUCGGACACGAGCGCCGACCGGAGCGCCACGUUCUUCAACUCGCUCUCGUCCUCCAUGUACACGAUGCUGCUGAUCCACAACUGCAUGCCGUACAUGGCCAAGAGCAUGUACCCGUACUACAAGAUGACCCACUGGAGUGCCAUCUUCUUCGUGCUGUUCGUGCUGCUCACCAACCUCUUCCUGCUCAAGCUCACUAUUGCCGUGUCGUACAAGUCGUACAAGAAGAACACGGAGAGCAUGCUCUACAAGCGCCUGCAGAAGCGCAAGGCGGCGCUCUACGCCGCCUUCGACAUCCUCGCGCAAAACGUCAACUUCGACGACGAUGUCCCCACGAACCCUGCAGCCCCGGGCGGCGUUGGCAGCGCACCGAUCAGCGGAGCGAGUGACAUCAGCCUGGUCUCAAAUGCGCCCAUGCUGAACGCGGCGAACCGCCGUGGGUCCUCGCGCUUCUUUCUAGGCACGUUCGACAAGCGCGCGUCCUUCAACAUCGCCAACCCCGGCCUGAGUACCAGUCUCGUGACGCCUGUGAAUAAGCGCCAGAUCUCGCUCGACUCGUGGAUCAGCGUCUGCGAGUACCUGAAGCCCAAGUGGACGGCCACGGACGCCGAGUUGGUGUUCAACACCGUGGACAUCGAGCAUGUGGGCUUUCUGGACCUGACGGAUUUCUACCAGCUCUGCUCACUGCUCAGCGUCAAGCUCGAGCGCCCGACGCUUUUCUCCAACAGUUUGAUGCGCCGCUGCUGCACCUCUCGUCAGCGCCACGCUAUCCGUCGCUUCCGCGCGCAGGUCCGCAGCACUUUGUUGUACGAAGUUCACCUCUUCGGGCGCUAUCGCGUGGUGCUGGCUGAGCUCGUGGUCGGCAUGCUCAUCUGUCUCUCGGUCGUCCAGGCCGUGCAGGUUAACAACAUCCAGUUGGCCUUCUCGGCGAACCACUCGUGGCGCCUGCUGGGCUUCUUCCUGCUAAACUUGUUCACGCUCGAGGUGCUGGUCAAGAUGUUCGCGUUCGGCUACAACGAGUUUUUCACGCGGCCGUUCUGCAAGCUCGACUUGGCAGUUGUGUGCGUGGGCUGGUUGUUCUACGUGCUCACGACGCUCUCGAACCCGCCCAACAUCUCGCUCGUGUUCUACGACAUGGCACUGGCCGUGCGCUCGCUGCGCUUCCUGAAGCUGCUGAAUCUCUUCCCGCCCUUCCACGAGAUCCUGUACACCAUGAAGGCCAUCAUGCCGCUGAUCAUGCAGCUCCUGCUCGUCAUCUUCAGCGUCAUGUACGCCUUCGCCAUCGUCACGCAGGCCAACUACGGCAUCGAGCUCCGCGACUUCCCGGCCAGCAAGCAGGCCAUGUCGCCAGGUUGGUACGCGCAGCGCGAGGAGUUCCAGGCCGAGACGUUCGAGGGCACUCUCGUGACGCUGUUCGGUGUGGCCAACCUGGCCGGAUGGGACGUUAUCAUGGACGCCGCGCACGCCAUGACCGGCUCGGACUCGACCUACGUCUUCUUCUUCGCGUACCGCAUCACAAUGAGCAACAUCCUGCUGCCGAUCUUUGUCGGUUUCCUGGUCGAGUCUUUCGUGUCGAAUGCCAAGACGGUGGAGUCCACGAUCCAGACCAGCUACGUCGACUCGGCCCACCAGAUCCCGGUCGACGACGAGGAGGACCGCAUGACGCUGCUGGAGACGCGCCAUUUGAAGGACGAGGACGACCUUGAAGGUGCUAGCCAAGCCCCGUUAUCGGCAGCGAAGUUACUGCAGCAGCGUCUGGUGGAUGAACCGCCGAUGUCGCCUAGCUCGGUGUCGGACUCGUCGGCGAGCGAGGUGCGCUUCAAGUACAAGCGUCGCGGCAGCGUCGUGCACGACCAGAUGUUCGACGCGGUGAAGCUGUCGGACGUGAGUCGCCUGACGCUGCAGCUGGAGCAGAAGGAGGAGGAGCUGGCCCAGCAGGACAUCGAGAUCCGCAAGCUGGAGGGCAACGUGCUGAGCAUGAAGAGCCGGCUGAACCAGUCGCAGCACGUGAUCCUGGCCUACGAGUCCAAGCUGGAGGAGCUCAGCUCGGCUCUGCGUGAGGCUCAGGAGCGCCAGGCCCGACUGGAGACAAGGCAACACCACUCGCUCCAACAAGGCCCGAAUUCGGAAGGAUCCCAAGGCGGUCGCGGACGCUCGCGCAGCACCCGCCCUCGUGACCGCUCGUCCUCGUGGAAGCUCUGGACUGCCAACGUGUAG
Messenger RNA from Phytophthora sojae, 3225 nucleotides. RefSeq lists its product as hypothetical. Gene Ontology annotation, cellular component: membrane. Gene Ontology annotation, molecular function: monoatomic ion channel activity. The transcript has a single exon. Gene Ontology annotation, biological process: transmembrane transport; monoatomic ion transport. The record is from RefSeq and is a predicted model, not a curated record. NCBI's taxonomy places the organism in Eukaryota, Oomycota, Peronosporomycetes, Peronosporales, Peronosporaceae. Bases 1 to 3225 code for a protein of 1074 amino acids.